Marchantia polymorpha subsp. ruderalis is the source of this 1060-nucleotide messenger RNA. Lineage: Eukaryota; Viridiplantae; Streptophyta; Marchantiopsida; Marchantiales; Marchantiaceae. The record is from the annotation of a GenBank genome assembly.
GCAUCUCAUCUGUCUUCGGUGAUCGUCCAAGAGCUUUCAUAUCACUACGUCAAGCUUACCCUUGUGUACUUGCCCGUCCGGAGGAGUACUUUCAGCACUGCCUUUCAGAAACCUUUCACGACAAUGGAGAAGAACGGUGCUUUCAGCAAGAUGUACCUCAUAGUGCCGAUGGUCCUUCUCGGUUUGUCCAGCAUGGUCGGCGCCGUCGACAUCAUCUUCUAUGGGGACAGUGGAGGUUGUCGCGGAUCCGGAUACUCGUUCAAUGGCAUCGACAGACAAGUUUGCUGCAUUGCAAACGGAGGCUCGGUGCUGUUUACAGAUAUGGACGGCUGCAAGACCAGCCUCGUCUACAGGAACGGCGGUUGCGACAGAGACUCGGUUGCCUCCGGCACGGGAAACAGAUGCUACACCGGUGGAGGUUACACAUCCGGCUACUGGUACCAGAGCUGCAGACGCCGCUCGCUGCUCGGUGACGCUCCUUCGGACAUGACUAAGUGCGAGAGCAAAGCCAAGCCCACAGGUCUUGUGUUCACCGAGGACUCAACCAAAGGCACCUGGAUUCUCAAAUCCUCAAAUGCUGUUGAACUAUCGUCUCAGAUCGAGAGUAUGACCGAUGCAGAGAAAGUAAACUGGUUCCAAGCCAACGGCGCAAGUUUCCACAACAUCGCUGUUACAGAGACCGUGAACUUAAACUGAAUCUAAGUUCUCAAUGAGCGUCCAUCUGUAGUACGGAGAGCUGUUUUCACGCAUAAAUGUCUGUCCCGAACGGAUGAUGAUGGCGCCCCUGUAGUACACCUCCUGGUAGUCGUAGACGCGUUAGAAUGAAGAAAAGUUAAACUUUCUGUAGUUGGCUUUCGAAUUCAACGCUCUAUGUCCUGUCUUCAAAGGAAGUAAGGCUAUAGUUGCAUAUGAUCUUACCGUAUAUACCUUGAAUCUUGCUGCCGACUCAGCCUUGAGUGCCGCGCAUAUGUAAGGACAUCAAGGAAAUCGUUUGCUACUUGCAAACUCCAUGGAAUAAUGAUCGAGAAUCAAUAAUAAUUUUAUCUUUUUUUUUAAACGU